Messenger RNA from Populus trichocarpa (black cottonwood), 504 nucleotides. RefSeq lists its product as uncharacterized. The transcript has 2 exons. Lineage: Eukaryota; Viridiplantae; Streptophyta; Magnoliopsida; Malpighiales; Salicaceae. The record is from RefSeq and is a predicted model, not a curated record. The coding region runs from base 23 to 409 and encodes 128 amino acids.
UCUUGGACGUGAACCGAGUCCAAUGGAGCUGUUUGUAGAGACGCAUGUGCGGAGUCAAGACCGCCAAAAGGGGGUGCAGCAGUUCGUGGACAACCGUGCUCAGCACUUCGUGGAGACCUAUAAUAGCCGGUUGAGGGAGAGAUAUGGGGACAAUCCGUCGACCCAUCCAGAUUUCGAUCCAGAUUUGUGGAUGGAGGCGGGAUCGUCUGGUGGACCCGAUAAAAAUCGGGUCUACAGGCUCUCCAACACUACGGCUGAAAACUUGUGUUCGGCUCGUAGUGUCUCAACUGUUGGAAGCUCUCCAUCAGUAUCGAACACCCAGUCUGAGGAGUUCAUUGCGUUGAAACAACAAUAUCAACAACUCUCGACGAAUUAUGAUGAGCUCCGUCAAAUAGUCAUGGAGAUGUGAUCAAAGAUGGGUGACGAUACUUGUGCAGCUUCUUUUUGGCCGUAUGGUCCCGGGAACAACCAGCCUCCUCCUCCUCCUCCUCCAGCUCCGCCGCU